UAGAAAAAAGUGCUGAUUAAUGAAUGUGAUGGAGAAAGAAGGUGUGAUGAGGCUUAUUAUGGUGUGUUUGAUCAUGGUGAAGCUCAUUUAUGCAAAUUUGGAAGGUGAUGCUUUGCAUAGUUUGAGGACUAAUUUAGAUGACCCGAAUAGUGUGCUCCAGAGUUGGGAUCCGACCCUUGUGAACCCUUGCACUUGGUUUCAUGUCACAUGUAACAAUGAUAAUAGUGUUAUUCGUGUUGAUCUAGGAAAUGCAGCUCUUUCUGGUACACUGGUCCCACAGAUUGGCCUGCUGAAGAAUUUGCAAUACUUAGAGUUGUACAGCAAUAACAUAACUGGACCGAUCCCUAACGAUCUUGGAAAUUUGACAAACUUAGUUAGCUUAGAUCUUUACCUCAACAGUUUCUCUGGACCCAUUCCAGUGACAUUGGGGAGGCUAUCCAAGUUGCGAUUCCUCCGACUUAACAAUAAUAGUUUGACUGGCCCGAUCCCUAUGCAAUUGACUAACAUCACGUCAUUGCAAGUGCUGGAUCUAUCAAAUAACCGUCUCUCAGGAUCAGUUCCUGAUAAUGGCUCUUUCUCACUAUUUACACCCAUCAGUUUUGCCAACAACCUAGAUCUUUGUGGCCCUGUUACGGGACACCCCUGCCCCGGAUCUCCUCCAUUCUCUCCACCUCCACCAUUUGUGCAACCCCCACCGAUUGCUUUGCCAGGUGGAAACAGCGAAACUGGAGCCAUAGCUGGAGGGGUAGCUGCUGGGGCUGCUCUACUCUUUGCUGCUCCCGCCCUUGCAUUUGCAUGGUGGCGGCGUCGAAAACCCCAGGAAUUUUUCUUUGAUGUACCUGCUGAAGAAGAUCCUGAAGUUCAUUUGGGACAACUAAAACGGUUUUCUUUGAGGGAGUUGCAAGUUGCAACAGAUAGUUUUAGCAAUAAAAACAUACUGGGUAGAGGUGGAUUUGGGAAGGUAUACAAGGGACGUCUAGCAGAUGGCUCGCUUGUUGCUGUGAAACGAUUAAAAGAAGAGCGCACUCCUGGUGGGGAGCUCCAGUUUCAAACAGAAGUUGAGAUGAUUAGCAUGGCAGUGCAUAGAAAUCUUCUGCGGUUAAGGGGCUUUUGUAUGACACCAACUGAACGGUUGCUUGUAUAUCCCUACAUGGCCAAUGGAAGUGUAGCCUCUUGUUUGAGAGAGCGGCCACCGAAUGAGCCACCUUUGGAUUGGCCAACCCGAAAACGAAUUGCUUUAGGAUCAGCCCGAGGUCUUUCUUAUUUGCACGAUCAUUGUGACCCGAAAAUCAUUCAUCGUGAUGUUAAAGCUGCAAAUAUUCUAUUGGAUGAGGAGUUUGAGGCCGUUGUUGGUGAUUUUGGGUUGGCCAAGUUAAUGGAUUACAAAGAUACACAUGUUACUACCGCUGUACGUGGCACAAUCGGCCAUAUUGCUCCCGAGUACCUGUCCACCGGAAAAUCAUCUGAAAAAACUGAUGUUUUUGGGUAUGGAAUUAUGCUCUUGGAAUUAAUUACGGGUCAAAGGGCGUUCGAUCUUGCUCGACUUGCUAAUGAUGAUGAUGUGAUGUUACUUGAUUGGGUGAAAGGGCUUUUAAAAGAGCGGAGAGUGGAAAUGCUUGUGGAUCCUGAUCUAGAAGCCAAUUACAUAGAUUCGGAAGUUGAGCAACUGAUUCAGGUUGCAUUACUGUGCACACAAGGCUCGCCAAUGGACCGUCCCAAAAUGUCAGAUGUGGUGAGGAUGCUAGAAGGUGACGGGUUGGCUGAAAGAUGGGAUGAGUGGCAGAAAGUUGAAGUGCUCCGGCAGGAAAUGGAUCUUGCACCACAUCCCAAUUCUGAUUGGAUACUUGAUUCUACUGAGAAUUUGCAUGCCGUUGAGUUAUCUGGUCCAAGGUAAAUCCAAAGUUAGUUAUUUGAUACUAGUUUAUGCCUUUAUGGUGGUUAAGUUUGUGUAUAUUUGAGUUGUAUUCUGGUGGCCACCAUAACGCUUAUGGAUCAUAUCUUGGAUUCACGGAUAUAGUUAUGUCGAUAAACAUUGACUAGAAUGGGUUCGGGGAGAUUCUUAGGCCUAGUAUUUGGUCACUUUAUAUUUUUGUUGCGGGAGAAAGAUUUCCGCGCGUAGGCUUUCAAAUCAAAUUCAUAUUGUUGGUAU
Messenger RNA from Erigeron canadensis, 2149 nucleotides. RefSeq names its product somatic embryogenesis receptor kinase 1. Gene Ontology annotation, molecular function: ATP binding; protein kinase activity; protein binding. Bases 20 to 1894 code for a protein of 624 amino acids. Gene Ontology annotation, biological process: protein phosphorylation. NCBI's taxonomy places the organism in Eukaryota, Viridiplantae, Streptophyta, Magnoliopsida, Asterales, Asteraceae. The transcript has 11 exons. The record is from RefSeq and is a predicted model, not a curated record.